AUGGUCUUGUUCCAUCCCUCUAUUUUAGUUUUCCUCUCCCUUCUUGGGGCUUCUUCUGGCACUAAGGCUGGAUGUAAUACCGACACUUCACCAACAGCUACUAUUGACUCGGGCGUUAUAGUUGGUGUCGCUACUUCUUUGUCUGAAGGCCGACUGCCUAUCAACAAGUUCCUAGGAGUGCCCUUCGCUGCCUCUCCCGUUCGCUUUCAGCCUCCAGCAACACCCAAACCAUGGACUCGCCCUCUGGACGUGUCAAACUACGGUCCGGCAUGCGUCCAGCAGCUUGCUGCCCAGGACGCCGGUGAAAGCGAAGAUUGUCUCAACGUCAAUGUAUACGCGCCAGUCUCGCCAGGAGCAAAGCCUGUCAUGAUAUGGAUCUAUGGCGGUGGAUUUGCACUCGGCUUCAAUAGCGAUCCUCGUUGGGAUGGGUCUUUCAUGGCUGCAAAUCAAGAUGUUGUCGUGGUGUCAAUCAACUACAGGACGAAUGUCUUUGGCUUUCCAUGGUCCCCUCAACUGUCCACUGAACAUCAGAAUUUGGGAUUCCUUGACCAACAUUUUGCUCUAGAUUGGGUGCAACGUAAUAUACAUGCAUUUGGUGGAGAUCCGAAGCGGGUGACAAUUUUUGGAGAAUCAGCUGGAGCAGCUAGCGUGGAUGCGCUGGUAACUUCAUAUCAUAAGAACCCGCCAUUUAUUGCGGCCAUCAUGGAAUCUGGGCAACUGACCUUUUAUCCCAACAACCCCAACCCAACUGCCUCUUGGAACAACAUGGUUGCAAAGCUCAACUGCUCAUCUGCGUCUGACGUCCUUUCUUGUGUGAGAAAGGUACCUGCCACCCAAAUUAAAUCGGUUAUUGAAGAGCCUGGCAAUUUUGCAUUUGGCCCUGUCAGAGACAACAUCACCUUCAUCUCACAUGCAGGCAUCGCUAGAGAACACGGAAAAGUUGCCCAGGUACCAAUCCUUAUCGGCAACAACUUCCAAGAGGGCCGUCUUUUUGUGGGCGCAUACAAUUCAACCCAGCAGUAUUUACAGACGGUCUUACCGCAUGUGAAUCAGUCGUUUUACGACAAAGUGUUGGCCGCUUAUCUUAUUGGCUCUCCGGGCAUCUCAAACCAAUUCCAGCAGGCAGCGGCCAUUGAUACUGACUACCGCUUCAUGUGCACAGCGUCUCAGAUUGCCAACUAUUCGUCUAUAGCAGGAUUUCCUACUUGGCGGUACCUAUUUAACGCUUCGUUUCCAAAUACCCAGUUAUUCCCAGGUGCCGGCGUUUAUCACUCCAGCGAGAUAGCGGAGAUCUAUGGUACAUAUCCCAGGGGCGAUGUUACGACUAAACAGGAAAAACUGAGCCAAUACAUGCAAAAGGCUUGGGCAGAUUUUGCAAAGAAUCCAACAGGUGGGCCAGGUUGGAGAGCGGUAUCAAACGUUGCUGUGUUGGGAAACUCGGACGAGGAGAUGAAGCAAGACAUAUCAGGCACUAAACUAGACAAGGUAUGCGAGCUGUAUAAGCCAAUUUAUAGUGUACUUGCUUAA
Trichoderma breve is the source of this 1527-nucleotide messenger RNA. RefSeq names its product carboxylesterase family domain-containing protein. NCBI's taxonomy places the organism in Eukaryota, Fungi, Ascomycota, Sordariomycetes, Hypocreales, Hypocreaceae. The transcript is spliced from 4 exons. The record is from RefSeq and is a predicted model, not a curated record. The coding region runs from base 1 to 1527 and encodes 508 amino acids. Gene Ontology annotation, molecular function: cholinesterase activity.